CAAAGAUUUGGCGCGCUUUAGCCGGAUCAUGACACCAACAAACAACCUCGCGCGCUGUUCUCUUCUGUUGUGGUUGUGAUCGCGCCAAAACAUCGUUUCGCGCCGGCGGCAAAACGUUUUCCCUCUCGGUGCGCACGACGAAACACCACAUAUCAGUCUAGUUUCUUUUCGGCCGCGACUUUCUGUGCAUCAAGACGUGUUCCCGCGAAAUUAACCCUACUUAGUGUAUACCUAGUGCAAACCACACCCGCUCUAAGAAGGCACUCGUUGCCCAACCACAGCAUCCCCAGCUUGCGCAGGGCGAAAACAUUCUACAAUGAGCAUCAAUCAGGAGUUUGAUCCUGAAGUAGACCCCUUGGACACGUCUUCUGCAUCGCCCUUUGAUGAAGACCUCUACGCCGCCCUAGAGAAGCUAUGCAGAGUGUUCAAUCUUGAUCCUGACACCAGCAAGGAUGCGUGGGAGAAGUUUGAGGAUAUUUCCAGUAAAUUUACUCUGGAGGGAAAUAAAGUAUCCUGGCUGGCCUGCUCUCUAGUAGCCACAUGCCGCCGGCAGGAAAUGAUGGUUGGGGACAGGACUGUGGUGAGGAGCAAUCCAAUCAGCUUGACCCAGGUCCUGCGCCAUACAAACUUAAGCUUGAAACAGUUUUUCGGCUGCAUGAAAGCAUGGGUCGUCAUGUCGAAACUACCAGUAGAUUUUGCACGCGAUGUGCAGGUCGCUGAGCAUAAUUUCAUUGUUUGUCAGAAUGUCUAUAAAAGUUACGAGCCGUUAUUUAAGAAGUUGUUUAAAAUGCCGGAUCUGGAAGCGAUCAAAACGCGCAAAACGUCCUUCCAGAGUACACCAGUAGGUGUAUUUGAAUUCACCUGGUUAUUAUUUCUACUUUUAAAAGGGAAAUAUCUGAAUAUGGGUGAUGAUUUAAUUGAAUGCAUAAAAAUUCUUCAGUGCUGCUGCAACCUUGCGUUCAAGAACGUAAUCAUGCUCAAUAAACGUGAAAUUCUAAAUGUUGAUUUUGUCGGUUUGCCAAAAGGCUGGAAUUUGCCUGGAUAUCAAAUUCCUAGGGAGGCGCCUUGCGUGAUUGAUAAAUUGUUUCACAAUUUUGGCACAUUGAAUCUGGCGGAUGUGAAAUACGUUCAGGAUUAUAAAAUUGCACCGGUGCUGGCGAAAUUGAAGAAUGAUGAAGGGUUGCAUACAUCCAAGGAUGAUUUUUCGGAUUUGUUCAAAGAGGAAUAUUUUGAGGAGAAUUACACUACAUUGACCAAAUUGUACGAGCAGUAUAUCUUUACCGAGUGGUGUUAUGACGAAAACAUCUUUUUAAAAGAAACCUACAGACAAAUUGAACUUCAAGGCAUGAAAUGUUCAAAUGGAGAUAUGAUUGCAAGUACGCCGGUUAAUGAACGUCGUUUGCCAAUGCGAGUUCCUGAAACACCGUUGACAGGCAGACAGUACGUUGGUCCCGCUGACAGGACACAGGAUAAUUCACCUGACUCACAGUUGAAGUUCAUCGCCAUGUUGGCGACGCGACCGUCGGGCAUGUCCGAUAAUAUAUCAAAAAUGAUUGCUGAUUGUGGUGGUGAAAAUCUCGGCGAGAAAAUCGUCAAUAUCGAAAAAGAUCUCGGAGCUAAAUUUGCGGCAGGCGCUGGUGGUGAUGACGAAAAGAAAGUUAUAGGCGUGAAACUCUUUUAUUAUCUUAUGGAGAUGGUGCUUGCUGGUGAGCGUCGUCUUGAUAAAGACAUUGCGCCUCUUUUGAAACAUGAUUUCUUCGCAAUGUGCGUUUUUACGUGUGCGAUGGAGAUUGUCAUUUACGCGACAAACAUGGCGGACCAAUACAAGUUUCCAUGGAUUCUCAAGUGCAUGUCGCUGCCGGCGGUUCACUUGGUGCGGAUUAUUGAACUGGUUGUGAGGAACACGAAUCAGUUUUCAAGGAAUAUUAUCAAACAUCUUUCAUAUGUGGAGGAAACAAUCUUGGAGAGUUUAAUGUGGAAAGAAGACAGUGUAUUAUGGAAGGAUAUGAAAACAUCCAACUAUAUCAUCCCGAAGUUUGAGGAAAUUGCGCGUCCAGGAACGACAAUCAGCGCUUCGGGUGUGCCAUCAACCCCGACAAUGCGGCGUGCGCUUGUUGGAGCAGGUUUGACACAGCCUAGUCCAUCAGAACCGUUCCAAUCGCCACGGUACAGCAACAUUCGUCCGGGGCAAUCACUGCUCAACUCUAACCGCAAUCAGCUGGCUAAUCAGAACGCCAGCAAUGGUAAUACACCCAGAAAGAAUGGCAGUUUGGGGAUCAUCUUCAGAAAAUUUUAUGUACUGGCUGGCGUACGUAUGGACGAUCUAUGCAAGCGGUUAAACAUCAACGAUACGGAAACACGCAUGAAGAUUUGGACGUUCCUUGAGGCGACAAUUCGCGAAAGUCGGCGUGAUGCAACCCAGGGUGAAGUUUGGCUGCUCAAACACCGCCAUCUUGAUCAGCUGAUCAUGUGUUCUGUGUAUAUUGUCUUCAAAUUGUCAUCAAAAUCGUUGCAAUUUACGGAUAUUAUGCAAGCUUAUAAGCUGCAACCACAAGCACACAACGUCAUCUACCGGCAAGUCUUCUUUGACAAGGAGAAACGCGGUGAUUUGAUUCAAUUCUACAACCAGAUUUAUGUGCAGCAUGUGAAGCCUUUAAUUCAGCGCAUUUGCCCCAGCAGCCCGAGUCGUAACGUGGAAAAUUAUGCGCUGUCGCCAUUACCGACCAAUCCGCAUGUUUUUGAGUCGCCUCGCCGCCAGGUUGCGGACAAUGUGUAUGUGAACAUGCUGGAGUCGCCGACGAAUGCCGACUUCAAUCCAACUUAUUCGUACUAUUUUAAUCGGAGCAAUGUGCGCGAUUUGCAGAAUAUCAAUAAAGUGGUUGGCCACUCAGCGAAGCGUCUGCUUACUGACAGCAACACUACAGAAGAGCGGGACAACAAGCGUCUUUGCAAUCGCAAAAUGCAGGCUUUAAUCGAGGAGCGCGAAGUGCAAAAUAUGAUUUAAGUUGAUUAAUUAGUUUUUAGUGUAUUUGUAUCUAGAGUUGGAAGCCUGACGAAUCAUAUUUCCAAGAGAUUUCGAAAAUUCAUCAAAUUGGUUUCUUCUUCAAUUAGUGUCUAAUUGUGCUUUUUAUUGAAAUGACGAUAUGCUGUAAUAGUGUAGUAAUUUUUAAAAAUACCUAUCGUGAACGCUUCUGUGAGAUUGAGGUGUUUGAUAAAUUUAUAUAUAAAAACUAAA
This is a messenger RNA of Dalotia coriaria, 3235 nucleotides long. RefSeq names its product retinoblastoma-like protein 1. Gene Ontology annotation, biological process: negative regulation of G1/S transition of mitotic cell cycle; cell differentiation; regulation of transcription by RNA polymerase II. The transcript has 10 exons. Lineage: Eukaryota; Metazoa; Arthropoda; Insecta; Coleoptera; Staphylinidae. Gene Ontology annotation, molecular function: RNA polymerase II transcription regulatory region sequence-specific DNA binding. Gene Ontology annotation, cellular component: nucleus; chromatin; transcription regulator complex. The coding region runs from base 317 to 3004 and encodes 895 amino acids. The record is from RefSeq and is a predicted model, not a curated record.